GAAUUGAGAGCGAAUAUUUUUGCGCUUAAAAUUCUAAGUAAAUAAACAUUAAAGAAAUGAAGAAUAUUGAAAAUAUCAGGAAGUUCCUAAAGGAGAGAUUACAACAAGACACUACAACACUAUAUGGGUAUGAAAAUGAACGAAAUCAGGUUAUAGAUUUGUUAGCAAGAGCAGCUAACGGCGAAAGCAAUUCAGCUCUCUUAGUUGGACCAAGGAAAUGUGGGAAAACUACGCUUGUGAACUCUGCAAUCCUAAGAUUGCUGCAGAGAGAAAGUUUCGUCACCAACACUUCUAUAAUUUCAUUAAAUGGUCUUGUCCACAUUGAUGAUCGUUCAGCUCUCAAAUCCAUCACAUCACAAAUGAAUCUGAACAGGGAAGUGGAAGGAAAAGUUUUUAAUUCAUUUUCUGAAAACCUUUCGUUUCUUUUAUCUUGUCUUAAAAAAGGCGCUAAAAAUCAAGGAUUAAUUUUCAUAAUUGAAGAAUUCGAUUUAUUUUGCGCUCAUCACAAUCAAACACUUCUUUAUAAUUUAUUUGAUGUUGCACAAUCAGCUCAAACUCCAAUUUGUGUCCUUGGACUGACACAACGUCUCGAUGUGAUGGAAUUGCUUGAGAAACGUGUAAAGUCGAGAUUUUCUCAUCGUCAGAUAUUUUUACUUCAAGAAAACAACUUUAAUGAUUAUCUUGAGAUCUUUAAAAAGCUCUUGAAACUUCCAAAACCAUAUGAGUUUGAUGAAUGGAAAAGCCAAAAGAUGUCAUUGGAAUUUAGUGAAACAAAUGUCACGAAACUUCCGUUUUUAAGAAGAAUUUUUGAUCCAACAUCUUUCAAUUUCCACAAGAAUUCGAUAACUGAAUGGAACAAAUCCAUCAAAAAACUUUGUGGAGACGAGAAAAUGGUGAAAAGCUUGGAAAGUUUCUUUCAUUUCGAUUCCUCAAUAGCAUCUCUGAAACUUCUCAUGUUUCAAUUCAUUUCCAAACUUUCAAUUUGCAAUUACGAGAAACUUAGAUCUUCUGAUUUGAUAAAACUCAUUGAACGCGUCAAGGAAGAUGAUAAAGUUACGUUAAUAACAGGACUUUCAGUUCUUGAAGUUUGUCUACUUAUCGCCAUCAAACAUCAUUGUGACAUUUACGACAAUGAUCCAUUCAACUUCGAAAUUAUUUUUACACGCUUUGAUAAAUUCUCAGUUAAAAGCACGUCGAUGCAAAAUAUUUCCCGUGAAACAAUUCUACGAUGUUUUGAGAACCUUCGUCAUCUCGAACUCAUUGCUCCAGUUGGAAUCGAAGGAAAAGUUCAGAAAGAAUAUCAAAUGUACAAAUCACUUAUUUUUGCUUCACAAAUCGAUGAUGCUGUUCAUAAGUAUCAAAAUCUUCCAACAGAAGUUGAACAGUGGGCGAAAAGUUCUUUAAUUUAAAUGAUUCUUGUUGCUUAUUUAACGAAUAAAUCAUUUAAGACUGAACAUGAAUUGUUAAUGGAAAAUAUUUCUGUAGAUAUCUGAAACAAUAAAGGAAUUAAAUAAAAUUGAUUGAAAUAUUCGAUCACAACCUGCAAGUUCAAAUGUCAC
This is a messenger RNA of Clunio marinus, 1559 nucleotides long. NCBI's taxonomy places the organism in Eukaryota, Metazoa, Arthropoda, Insecta, Diptera, Chironomidae. The record is from the annotation of a GenBank genome assembly.